Clunio marinus is the source of this 3853-nucleotide messenger RNA. The record is from the annotation of a GenBank genome assembly. NCBI's taxonomy places the organism in Eukaryota, Metazoa, Arthropoda, Insecta, Diptera, Chironomidae.
UAGGGGGUGAACAAUCAGACAUGAACACCCUUUCAUUUUUCUUCAGAAAUCCAAGGUUUUAGAAAAAAUGUAAUAAUUUAAUGUUCAUCUAAAUAUCGAAGUUAAAUUUCAUCAAUUAAUGAGGUUAAUAGUUUUCCAAAUAUUUAAAUAUUCAUUUGAAAUCCAAUAAUUUGAAAAUCUAGUGUACAAAUAAAAAUAAAAAUCAUGGAGGACAGAAAAAUCAAGAAAAACGAAAUAAAUAUUCUAAUCAGCUUACUAAAUUUAAAAAAUCAAUAAAAAGUAUCGGAAAACCUGGUGAAAAACUAUGCGUUUGUUUAGUGCUUGCCUCCCAAAAUGUACUUUUGUAUUUAAAAGUUCAUAGUCAUCACGAAUAAUUUUCCGCAAGUAAAAGAAGCGUAGGAAAUAAAUAUGCUAUGGAGAAAGUGAAAAGAAUAAAUUGUGAGUUACACCUCAAAACAAUUUCUAACAAGAACAAAAGUGUACAAGUGAAGAUAUAACAGUCCAUAUAAUGCAAUCAUUGAAAAUCAAAUUUGAUAAGAACAUAUAAUUAACCUAAAGUAGUCGACUAUUGGAUCUAAAAAAUAAUAAAAAGAGAAAAAAAUCGAUAACAUUAAUUAGAUAAAAAGGAAGAGACAAACCUAAUAAACUUUUCAAAAGAAAAACCUAUACCGAGAUGUCCCGACAAGCAACAAGUGGAGGUGCAAGCGGUUCUGGCGUUGCUCCAACAGGAGUAAGUGCUCAACGUGGUGGUCCUUCGAAUAUGUAUUCUGCACGUCAUUCUGUCAGUUCGUCGAGCGGUGUUCUUAUGGUAGGACCAAACUUUCGUGUUGGAAAAAAAAUUGGAUGUGGAAACUUUGGCGAGUUACGUUUAGGUAAAAACUUGUAUAAUAAUGAACACGUAGCAAUAAAAAUGGAGCCGAUGAAAUCAAAAGCACCUCAAUUACAUUUGGAAUACCGAUUUUAUAAACUUUUGGGAUCACAUGAAGGAAUCCCUGUAAUCUAUUAUUUUGGCCCGUGUGGAAAAUAUAAUGCACUUGUCAUGGAAUUACUUGGCCCAUCACUUGAAGAUUUGUUUGACUUAUGUGGAAGACGAUUUGCGUUGAAAACUGUUAUUAUGAUAGCAAUACAAUUACUUCACAGAAUUGAGUACGUGCAUAGUCGGCAUUUAAUUUAUAGAGAUGUCAAACCAGAGAAUUUUUUAAUUGGAAGAAGUUCAAAUAAACGUGAUAAAAUUAUACAUAUAAUAGAUUUUGGUCUCGCCAAAGAAUACAUUGAUUUAGAUACUAACAAACAUAUUCCAUAUCGGGAACACAAAUCAUUAACGGGAACAGCUAGAUACAUGUCAAUAAACACUCAUAUGGGUAAAGAGCAAUCCCGUCGUGAUGAUCUAGAAGCACUGGGACAUAUGUUUAUGUACUUCCUUCGUGGUUCUUUACCCUGGCAAGGAUUAAAAGCUGAUACAUUGAAAGAACGUUAUCAAAAAAUUGGUGAAACAAAAAGAGCAACCCCAAUUGAAGUAUUAUGUGAAAACCAUCCUGAAGAAUUUGCUACUUAUUUGAGAUAUGUGCGACGUUUGGAUUUCUUUGAAACACCCGACUACGAUUACCUACGAAAAAUCUUUCAAGAUCUUUAUGAACGGAAAGGCUAUGCAGACGAUGGUGAAUUUGAUUGGACGGGUAAAGCUAUGCCGAGGAAUUUCGAAGCUUUAAAAGUAUUAAGAAAUGCGCCGCCAAGCAAUAUUUUAAGAACAAAAUCACAAAAGUCAACACCUGUGGGAUCAUUACAAACAGGACAUGAGAUUGUUGUGUCACCAAAUCGUGACAAACAUAAUCCAACUAAGGAUGGAGAAUUUUUUGAUUACGAGGAUGAAAAUUUUGAGAUGACAGAUGGCAUGUAUAUGAAUGAGACAAGUAAAGGAGGUGGCGUAGCCGCAUGGCCAGAUUUACCCAAGCAAGGGAAUUUGGGUAAUCUUACACCUGCUGAUAGACAUGGAUCUGUGCAGGUGGUGAGCUCAACAAAUGGAGAAUUAAACGCCGAUGAUCCAACAGCUGGACAUUCAAACACUCCAAUAACUCAACAACCUGAGGUAGAAAUGGUAGAUGAUACAAAAUGCUGUUGCUUCUUUAAACGGAAAAAGAAAAAAUCUUCCCGUCAAAAAUGACUAGAUUCACAGAAAGCUCCAGAUCAUGAGGUUGCUGUAACACUCUUGCGUGCAACAUCGCACUCAAAUUCUCGCGAUUCGUGUAUCAAUCCGUGUGAUUAUAUUCAAACAUCACAUCCAAAUAUUCGUUACACAUCAGCCUCUGUCCUAACAUCAACACCAACCAACAAUACAUCUACACUUCCUAUAUAAUAAUACGUGUCAUUGACGUUUCUUUUUUUCCAAGAAGAAAAUAAUAUCUACAUAUAAAAAAUAUUGUUAAAACAGCAAAAAAACGAAUAAAAACGUUUCAAUCUAUGAAAUACUUUUAGUUUUUAGAGCUAUAAAGGCUCAGAAAACUUAAUUGCAUCCAUUUUAAGAAAUCAUUAAAAGCCCAAAACAAAGCUAUUUCUAAUUUAAAUGAAUAAAAAACAUUAUUGUCCAUCAACAUUUUGAUUUUUAUAUAAAUUUUGUGAAGCUUCAUAUUUUCAAUAAAAAAAUUAUGCUACAUAUUAUUUAUUUUAACUAAACUUUCUUGAAACUGCUACAUAUAAUAUCAGGUUCUUCUGAAGUUUUUGACUACAAUUUUGAAUGAAAAAUCAACACAUUCAGAUCAUUUUCUUAAUGUGAAGGAUACAACUUUUUUUCUGUUAAAAACUUAUUGAAAAAGAAAUAAUUUGUAUUCACCGCAAAAGAAAAUCUUUUCAUUAUCCGCAGUAAAUAUCUGAAAAUUUAUUUAAAUAAAAUAUUUGAUCAAAAAAUUGUAUCUACUAAAGUGAUCAAAAAAUGUGUAUUUAUAGUAAAUGGUCGAGGAUUUUGUCGGACUGUCCGAAAUAAAACUUAGCGACUAGUAACAUCAUCUCAGCUUAGACAUUGCUAUAUGAAAUAGUUAUUAAAAUAUUUUCUACUUAUAAGGAAUGGAUUUAUAUUUCCCUAUAACUGGAUAAAAAAAGCUUUUGUGUAAAAAACAUUUGAAAACAUAAGUUUAAAAUCUUUGAAAUAUCAAUACAUUUAUUCUGUCUAUUUUUCGUUGUCAUAUUCUUACUUCGUCAUUCAAAUGCAUUGGUUUCAAAGUAAACUUCAGUCAACAGGUUCAAAAUUUAUAAGAAUUCUUUCUUUGAUGCUAGGUAGUAUGUAGUUUGAAUUAUUUUUAUUUUUUUUAAACAUUAAAAACAAGCAUCAUCAAUUUAACUUUUUUACAAGAUUUAUACGUUUACAACAUGAAAUGAACUUUGUUAUGGGCUGUUUUAUUACACAAUUCCCAAAUUCUCCAUUAAAUUUAAGUUAUGAAAAUUUUUAAACAAUCGCAUUCUCAAUUUUUUUUAAAAACAUGCAAAAGCAAAACUUUAAAAAAUUUUAGCUAGAAUUGUUAAGUGUGAAAACAAUGAUGUCAGAAAAAUGGCUUUUAAAGAGAAUUGUGGCAUAGUGAUUUUAAAAACAAUGUCAUAUGACCCGUUAUACUCUUCUGAUGAAAUAAAAUGAAAAAACUAAAUUUUGCUGAUACAUUUUAAACUAUCGAAAUGUGCAACAUUUCAAUCCUUUAAUUCUCGAAAAUUUUUAUUAUAUUUCAGCUUUGAAGUUUUUCAGUUUAAUGCAAAUAAAAAUCAAUUAUGAAAUGUAUAAAGCUCGUAACAGAACCUACGUUUAACAUUAACAAAUAUCUAGAAUGACACAGGUUUGAAUUUUUUUAAAUUUAUCAGCGAUGUGAAAGAA